AUGAAAGCAUCCCUGAUCUCGUGGCUGUUCCUUGCUCUGACAAUCAGCCACGCGAUGGCCGAUCUGACAGACAGAGCAGAUCCGACAGAAAGUGAACGGCAAGAAUUUGAACCACUGACUCGCAAAAGAUUGUGCCAAUUGCUUUCGGAUAAACAGCUGAAUUUCACCGGACCACAAUGGACGAUAUUCAAAGUGGGAAAACACGAUAUUGGAGACGGGAAAUACAAAUAUCGCUUAAUCGUGAGUACUGUUUCUNGUGGUAAGGGAAUGAUUAUGAUUGGUUAA
Molecule: messenger RNA, 285 nt
Organism: Echinostoma caproni
Lineage: Eukaryota; Metazoa; Platyhelminthes; Trematoda; Plagiorchiida; Echinostomatidae
Source: the annotation of a GenBank genome assembly